AUGGAAGCUAAUAAAACCUUGUUUGUCCUAUAUCAUGAUGUCAAGGUCCAAAGCCCAGUACUGGUGGUGGAGCUGAACCUGAACAGGAUAGAAGGCACGCAGCUCCGCGCGCUGGGGCUGCUGGCUGUGUACGGGUUCAACGUGACGUACGAGGUGCGAGCGGCUACGCAGGCGCCGGGGCCAAGCUCCUGCAGCGCCAUCGAGUGUCGGCUACUGGGGCACUGCUAUGCUAGACAUGAUUAUCAGGAGUUUUACUGUUCGUGUUUCGAUGGGUACUCCGGCGUGGACUGCGGAGUGGGUCCGCUGUGUCCCACGACCUCCAACAUGUGUAAAAAUGGCGGCACCUGCAGACAGAUGGGCCCGGCCGCCGUCAGCUGUAUCUGCGCGCCUGGCUACACGGGGGACCUGUGCGAGGCGCAGGUAGCACCGCCUGGUGUAUCAGAAGCGGAAAGACUGGACAGCGGCAAGUGGUCCUGUGCAGCAGACGAUGCUGGCAGGAGACGCUGCAGAGCGUUGAGACUGACAGUAUUAAGACCACCUGAGAUACGACUAGUGCCGUCCACCUUGACUGUUCAUAAAGGUGACAAUGUAAGUAUUACUUGUCUGGCGGGAGCUGGACGAGUGCACGGUGCUCUUGGAUUCAGUUGGGCGAGAGAGAGGACUCUGCUACCCAUGGCACCAGGUAGGGAAGUCUGGGAGGAUCUUUAUCCAGCAGGCAGUGUGCUGAAGCUUUAUAACGUACAGUUUACGUUGAUAUCGAUGGGAUACUCGUGGGGCUCUGUGUCGCACGUGUCACGUCAGUACGGAGCAGUGCUGCGGUCGCUGCCCACACACCCGGGCGAGGGCGAGCCUCCCCUCACACACGCAGUGCACAUGCUCAACUACCUCAUGUCUCCUGCCGCCCAACCAACUGAUAGAUACCACAGCGCGGAGCAUCUGCUUAAUAUAUACGACAAUCUGCUCAAACACCCUGAUGCCUUCUUGGAUGAAGAGAAAGUCUUCAAUCUUCAAAAUGCUGUGAUGGACACAGCUGGCCUCAAGAAUAACUUCGACAGGCGUUUCCAGGAGUUUACAGUUAAAACGAAAGCAGCACACAAUGAUAUUGCAGCGCAUUUCGAUCUUCAACCAUUUUUGGGGAAUGAGGAAUGGUUCGCGACUUCUGUAGGAGUCGAAUUGACUGCCAAGGCCACCAACACUACCGUGGCGACUGUACUGUACCAUAACUUGGGAGCACGGCUGCCAUCGUUAAGAAGAUACAUCGAGUACAAGUCUGGCUGUGCCACACAAUAUACAGUAGCUUCGCAACAAAUACAAGUAUCCGUCAGCGGUGCGGAAGUGGACCCUACGCUUCCUCAUAUUGUUACACUGUUGUUCGCACAUUCCAAGAAUUACAGCGCUAAUGCUUUCUUGCGGGAGUCGGUCGCGUUCCUCGCCACGCGUUUGGAGUUCCCAUACUUAGGACUCGCCACCAUCGCUCUGUUUACUGUGGACAGCUCUUCACUCACAGACUCCGAAACGGACCUUCGAGGUAUUGUUAAAAUCACAGUGAGCCUGGGAAGUGCAAUGUGUCUUGUGGCAGCGUUACUGCAAUUGCUAAGCCUAGUCGCAGGGAAUGAGACCAAGCUACCUGUGAUGCUGAAAGCUGCUACAGCUGCCACACAUUCAGCUUCACUGCUGGCUUUGUUGGAAUGUGAUACCAGACACCCGCCUGCAUGUGUUGGACCAUUGGGCUGGGCAGUGGCCGCCUGCUGGUGUGCGGGGUGUGCCGCAUUGUGUGCACAACCAUUGCUUCUACACACUGAGCUGGCGGCCACAGCUACUCGAGCACCAUCUGUAGGUCUACUGGCAGGUGUGAGCACGAUGUGUUGGUUAACAGCCCGGCUGUGGGGCGGAGCACCUCUGCAGCUGGGCGCGGCCGCUAAUGUAGUCUGUGGAGCUGGUGCCGCGUUGUUAGCAGCUCUCACACUGUGCCUCGCACUCUGUGCUGCCAGGACGUUACGGACAGUGACACACAAGCUGCCGCCCGACAGACGCGAGUAUGUGCGGGAGAGAGCACGAGUGGUGCGCCAUACAUUAGUACUACUCUUCACUACUACAGCGACACAGGCUGCAGGAGUAGCGUAUGCGCAGCCAGGCGAGAGGACCAUGUCUCUCGUUGUAUCGCUGUCUAUAGCUUCGUUAGCUAAUGGUCUGGCCAUGCUAAUAUGCUACCUGAUCUGCGACGAGGAGUGUCUUCGAGCAGCUCGGCGGUUGCUCACGCUCUCCACGCACAACGAAUGGCAGGGUACUACAGAGGGAGACACAUCACUAAGUUUGUACAUAAGACAAGGUCGAGAGAUGGAGUGUCGCGGUGCAGUGGGCUCGCUGGAGUGCUCCUCGUCGCACGUGUCGCCCGCCAACACGUACUGGCGCGCCACGCCGCUGCAGAGCCCCUUGCAUCGGCGCGGGUCGAGCGGUGCGUGUGUGGCGGACAUAGUGCGCUGCGUGGAGUACAAGCAGGCUCUGCUACCACCGCGAGUUACGGAGACUCGAGCUCUCUGCGACCUUAUACCCACAGCUGGUGGUGCGGGCUCGUGCAUGGGUAACCAGUCACACGUCUCGCACGUGUGUGUCGAGUUACGUGUGUUGCCUACUUCGCCGCCAAUACCCGCCGAGUCACACAAACAACCGUACACUGGAGACUCGUCUGACACACCCAAGGAGAGCUGUAAAAUCUGCAGUCAGUCUAACCCCGACGUGUCAGCAGUGAACACAGUACCUCGUCCUAUCAAGAGCUGCCUCAAGAAGCGUCCGCCUCAACUAUCAUGGAGUACAUCCCUGCCGUCCAUUCACCACGAGAGCAACGAGCAGAAUAACUCCCAUCUACAGCUAGUGGACACACAGUCCCAAACUCCCACCACACACAGUACAUUCACACAGACAGACAAAGUGCUGCACAAGAUAUCCCACGACCUGGACUUCCUACUGAACAGGACGCCCAGUCGCGUCGCCAACAACUGUCCGCAGCAGAUAGAGGAAGCACCCACUUAG
This is a messenger RNA of Spodoptera littoralis (African cotton leafworm), 3030 nucleotides long. The record is from the annotation of a GenBank genome assembly. NCBI's taxonomy places the organism in Eukaryota, Metazoa, Arthropoda, Insecta, Lepidoptera, Noctuidae.